AUGAUUACUUUUGCCGUUCUCCAACGAACAGAUAAACUAUUCAAUAUGGCUUUACACUUCAACGAUGAUACUAAUCGCUCAUCGUUUCCAAUGUAUUUUGGUCGUCAAACGAAAUUUGGUGAUGCUGCUUCUACGCCAUUACAAUUGAUUAAAUUGCAUGUCGAACAGCAAGUGAAUGCAACAUUUCCACUUAUACAUCAAGUAGCAACAACAAUGACAUUUAAAAAUAAUUAUAAUCGAAUAUUAGAAGGGGCUUUAGAAUUUACACUACCUGAAAAAGCAACAAUUUGUGGAUUUGGUCUUGAUGUUGAUGGUGUUAUCGUUGAUGGUGUUGUUGUUGAAAAAGAAAAAGCUCGUAUUACAUUUGAAAAAGAAGUUCGAAAAGGUGUCGAUCCUGGAUUAGUAGAAAAAGUUCAAGGAAAUAUAUUUCGUACAAGAGUUUAUCCAAUACAACCUGGUGGCAAACGAAUAGUACGUGUCAUUUAUCAAGAUCAAGCACAAAUUGAAAAUGAUCAUUUUCUCUUUCAUAUUCCUAUCUAUUUUACUAAUAUUCUCGAAAAUUUGGAUAUUUCAUUGAUUUGUGCACAUACAUCAAAUCAUCGUCAACCAGAAUUUCUUCCAAAUAUUAAAUUUAAUCAACCUUUUAUCAAUUUAAAUGGCAAAUAUUAUUCUGAACUUCAUCUUGUCAAUGUUGAACCAUCGCAAGAUGAACAAUCUAUUACAUACAUGUUAAGAACUUUAGUAGCAGAACAAGUUAUGUAUGGCGUAGAAAUUGAUCCUGAUGAUCAUAGUCAAGCCUAUUUUGCUCUAUGUUAUAUGCCACCAUUUCCACAAUACAAUAAAAUCAUAACUACUAAUCAACAAACAAUAUCUAUUUGUAUACUAUGGGAUGCUAGUUUAAGUCGAGCAAAUAUUGAAAAUCGUAAUCAUGAAAUAAAUAUACUCAAGAAUAUGUUAGAUAUUUGGCAAUCAAAUGAUAUUAAUGUAAAUAUAACUGUAAUUAUAUUUCGAAAUGUACUUGAAGAACCAAAUACAUUUCAAUUAUAUGAUAAAAAUUAUUGGUCAAAACUCAAUCAAUUAUUAACUAAUCUAUCCUAUGAUGGUGCAACAAAUCUAUUUCAAUUAGCUACAAUUUCAACUAGUAUACCAAAUGUUACACACUACUUUUUAUUUAGUGAUUGUCUUUCGACAAUAGGUAAUGAUGAUCCAACAUUGUUGAGUCAAUUGACAACUAAACCAAUAUGGAUAUUUAAUGCAAAUAGUGAAUAUGAACCGACAAAUUUUUCAUUGAUUAACUAUUUAACUAAUAUCAGUGGUGGUAAUUAUAUUUCACGUGAUAAAAUUAUGGCUCAAAAUAGUGCAAAAAUUAUUGUUGAAUUGAUUGAUAAACCACAAUCUCGAUAUAUUAAUACAGAUAUUAUCAAUGAUACUAAUGUUCAUGAUAUUUAUCCAAGUCAUCCAAUUAUUUUAACAUCAAAUUCAGAAAGAUUCAUACUCGUUGGAAAAAUGUCAUCAACAGUAUCAACUAAAAUUUCUAUUAAUUUUUCUAUCUUAAAUCAAAUACAUUGUAAAGAACUAACAAUAGAUAAAGUAGAUUUGACAUCUGAAAAUUAUGGAUUAUUACGUCGUUUAUAUGCAAAACAAAUGUUAAUUGAAUUAACAGCAUUUCCAGAAAAAAAUAAACAACGUAUUUUAGAAAUUGGUAUGAAAUAUUCUAUUGUGAAUGAUUUCACAUCUAUACUUGUCUUAGAAACAUUACAACAACAUAUUGAACAUAAUAUAUGUCCACAUCCAUCACGUAAAACAUUAUACAAUGAUUAUAUAAAGUAUCAACAAAAUAAAACACAGCAAGAAUCAACAAAAAGUCAAGCCAAACUAACAGCUAUCUUAAAUCUAUGGCAAACACGUUGUACAUGGUACGACAGAACAAUAACGAAUAAAGAUCGCACAAAUGCAGUCAAAAGAAAAAGAAUUUCUAGUCCACGUAAUACAGGUGUACAUUAUGUAACACUAUCACGAGCUCGAUCAAAUCGUGAUACGCACAGGGAAUAUUUUUCAGAAAGACGACGCAAGGACAUUCACGAAUUGGAAUCCAUGAGUUUCGAUCAAGUUCUUCGAUCAGAGAGAUUAUCACCGUUAGAAUCCGUCUCCUUCGAACCGGGAAAUGAUGCACAAUUAUUUGACGACGAAGAUGAAUUUUUCGCUGAUAAUAGGCCUAUUACUCCUAAUCGUAGCAAUAUUAUUACUAAUACUCAUUCAAUCACUCUUCAAAAUUGGGAUCCACAAACACCUUACAUGGACAAAAUUAAAUCAACUACUAAUUCGCAAACAGCUUAUCAAAUUUAUUUAGAUGAACGUCAAUCAUAUUUGAAAUCACCAUCAUUCUAUUUUGAUAUAGCAUCUUAUUUUUUUUCAAAAGCUCGUUCAUCAAUGUCGAAUCCAUCAUCAAUUGAUAUAUUUAAUAAACAUCAUUCAAUUUCCAUUUUUGGUAUCGAAAAUUUUUCACAGGAUACUCAUCGUAAUAGUGAUAAUGAUAAUUAUGAAUUAUUAGGUUUACGUAUUUUAACAAAUGUAUUAGAACUAGAAUUAGAAUCACCACAAUUAUUACGAACUGUUGCUUAUAAACUUGUUGAAUUUGGUCUUCUUAAUUUAGCUGAAAAUAUUUUUCGACAUAUUGUAACUUUAAGAUCAGAUGAACCACAAUCAUUUCGAGAUCUAGCAUUAUUAUUACAAGAAUCUAAUAUUCAAAAUAAGAAUAUAAUAGAAAUAUCAGAUCUAUUUAAGAAAGUUAUAUUUGGUAAAUGGGAUAAUCGUUUUACUGAAAUUGAACUUACAACAUUACAUGAAUUUAAUUGGUUUAUAUGUGAAUAUCAUCAACAAAAUCAAAUAUCAAAUUCAAUUGAUAAUCGUCUUAUUCGACAUUUACCUGUUGAUUUAAGGAUCGUUAUGGUUUGGGAUACAAAUGAUACAGAUGUUGAUUUACAUGUUAUUGAACCGACAGGUGAAGAAUGUUAUUAUUCUCAUAAAAAUACAGCUAUUGGUGGUAUGAUAAGUCGUGAUUUUACACAAGGGUAUGGACCAGAAGAAUAUCUAAUUCGAAAAGCGAUCAAAGGUACAUAUACAGUUCGAGCAAAAUAUUUUGCUAAUCAUCAACAAAGUCUAACUGGUGCAACGACAAUCAUGGUGCAUAUCUAUAAGUAUUAUGGUCAAUCGAAUCAACAAAAAGAAAUUGUAACGCUACGAUUAAGUAGUAAUCAAGAAAUGAUCGAUAUUUGUAAAGUGGAAUUUGAUGAUGACGUCGAACAAAAAUCAAAAAAUAAAGCAACAUAUGAUCAAGACUCGAAUAUGACUAUUCAUUCAAAUGUUAUUUGUGAUGGAUGUGAUAUGUCACCAAUCAAAGGAGAUCGUUAUAGAUGUUUAUUUUGUCCAGAUAUUGACUUUUGUCAAUCAUGUAAGUCGGCAAGUAAAACAAAUUAUGAGACGAAUCAUCAGUACAAUCAUACCUUAUUAUGUAUUAAAGAUUCAAGUGAAUAUUCAGAGUCAUUUUAUUUAAAGAAUCGUACUGAUAUCGAUCAUGCAAAUAUUCAAUGCAAUUCAUGUUUUAUAAAGCCAAUAAUAGGUAUUCGUUAUCAGUGUAAUUGUGGAAUAAAUUUAUGUGAAAAAUGUGAAUUUACGGGUUUACAUGAUCAAAGUCAUCAUCGUACAAAAAUAAUUGAUCCAAUUUAA
Messenger RNA from Rotaria sordida, 3726 nucleotides. The record is from the annotation of a GenBank genome assembly. NCBI's taxonomy places the organism in Eukaryota, Metazoa, Rotifera, Eurotatoria, Philodinida, Philodinidae.